ACCAUUUCGGUAUAGCAAGACUAGAUUUGGUGCCGAUCAAUGUGAUCUAGGAGAGAAUAAUUCGCGACUGGCCGCAUGCCGAUUUGGAAGCUCCACAGACUCCCAUCAAAAUGAGGAAAAUUUUACGCAUGAAUCCAAAACUGUUGCCGAAUAAAGCUAAAUAUUUGUAUAUAUGUAUGUACAGAAUGAGACCCUGUAUAAAUGAUAUGAAAAGUCCCCUAACAUCCCAGUUGAGCUUCCGCCGCCAUAUUGAAUAUGUCGAACUAUUUCUCCUUUUUAGACACUAUAUACUCAAAAGACUAAAUCCAAUCCUAUCAAAUUGGGCAAUGAAUAGACAAUACCAUUGCAUUUGUACACAGUCAAUGAUACUAUGCAAAUUCAACCGAUGCCGGUUUUCGACAUAUUGAAGCUAACGUUGGAGCAAGGUUCUCCUCCUUGGGAAAUGAGUUGCUAAGGUAUCUUGAGCUUAUUUCGCAUUUUUCGCGGACCACACACAUAACCAGAUAUGAUGAUUAGAUCCUCUCGAAUAUUUAGUGAUAGGAUUGCCAAACCACUCAAAUUUAAUCGGGUAGAUAAGAUUUCAAAGGUGAAUGUAGUCAUAUCAAUUUGCUCAGUAACUGCACCGAUCCGCCAAAAAUACAGACGGUCUCACGAUGCGCAGAAUUCUAACACUUUGCUACGUUCUGAUUUGGACUGCGCCAGUAACUAAAGCGGAAGAUAUUGUAUUACUAAAACAGAACGAAGUUUCGCUACGCCUUUCGCCGGAACAAGGCAGGCUUGGGUUAACCGUAUCUGAUGGUGAAACAAUAAAAUUAAAGGGAAAGAUCGGGGUUCGAGCAUCUGAACCGUUUACUCCCUGCGACGGUGGCGUUAAAAAUUGCUUCAUGGUAGGUGAUGGCAUGCUCCAAGUAAGCACGCACCUGGAUUACGGCUUUACAAUACAUUGGUCGACGAAUAACACCAGAACUGAAUUCGAGGACUGUUUCGAUCUCGACCCUUUUCAUUGGUACGGUGGUCCGGAACAGAUAAUGCAAUUUUGGCCAAUAGAAAAAUUAACCCUGAUCAAUUUUGCAAACGUUCUGCAAGAGAAUCAGCACGGUGCGGUGAUCGAACCCUACUGGUUAAACUCUGCGGGCGCAUUCAUCUUUGUCGAUCAUAAGGUUCCGCUAUUUAUCAGUCAAAAUGGAGAUGAAUCUGAGAGGAAAGUGUGCUUCUCGGCGAAGGUCACUUCGCCGUACCCACCAACUCGUAAAAGGGUAACGCUAGCUUACACAAUAGGUAUAAAGGAAAAUGUGCGCGAAGCACAUUUGCACGCAGUAAAGGAUUUCUUAGGCAAACCAACCGGUCAUCCAAAUUACAAAAUCAUUGAAAGGCCGAUUUGGUCGACUUGGGCUAGGUAUAAGAGGGACGUGAACGAUGAGGUUCUGCGCGCUUUUGCCAAGGAGAUUGCUGACAAUGGAUACACGAACGGACAAUUUGAGAUCGAUGACGAUUGGGAGGAUUGUUAUGGAGCUCUUACGUUCAGAAGUUCCAAGUUCGCAAAUAUUUCCAAAACCGUUGAUUACAUAAAGUCGUUUAAUUUUACGGUGUCGUUAUGGGUUCAUCCCUUUAUCAACACGGAUUGCGUGGGCCAUUUAAGUGUGGCAAGGGAUAGAGGAUACCUUGUUAAGAACUUUGAAGGCAGUGAUCUGACAAGGUGGUGGAACAGUGCAGGUGGUAAAGCUACUCAUUUAGAUUUCACCAAACUAGAAGUACGAGAAUGGUUUGCUGGGAGACUUAAAUCUCUGCAAAAAAAUUAUGGCAUAGAUAGUUUUAAAUUCGACGCGGGAGAAACGUCUUGGGCCCCUACGAUAUCACAACUACAAGGCGACGAAGAAACGAUGCCGAACGUACUUUCUGAGGAUUACUUGCGAAUGUGCGCUGAAUUUGGAGAUUUAAUAGAAGUCAGAUCUGGAUGGAGAACUCAAGAUUUACCUAUAUUCGUGCGAAUGCUUGAUAGAGACUCACACUGGACCUUAUUCAAUGGACUUCACUCACUUAUAACAACCUUACUCCAAAUGAAUAUGAAUGGUUACACAAUGGUGUUGCCAGACUUGAUCGGCGGUAAUGGAUAUCACAAUCAGAAACCUUCAGCGGAAUUAUUUGUAAGAUGGCUGCAAGCAAAUACCUUCAUGCCCAGUAUUCAGUUCAGUUUCGUCCCAUGGGACUUCACCGAAACAAAAUUUAGCGUGACAGAGAUAUCGAGGAAAUUCAUCGAUCUUCACCAGAAGUACGCCCCACACAUAAAAACACAAAUGGAAAGAAGUAUAAAGGAAGGACAUCCAGUGAAUGCUCCAAUUUGGUGGAUUUCUCCAAACGAUACGAUAGCUUUGACGAUUGAUUCAGAAUUUUUACUGGGGGAGGAUAUACUAGUAGCGCCUGUUAUUAAAGAAGGUGCUACGUCUAGGGAUGUAUACUUGCCUGCAGGAGAAUGGGUUGACGGAAAUAAUGGGUCGACAUACAAAGGUCCCAUCGAGUUAAAAAAUUAUCCGGCACCGAUUGAUGUUCUACCAUAUUUUAUUAGAAACUCUGAGAUAUCUGCAUUAUCAAUUUUGACACGUCGGCAGAUACAUUCAUAAUUUCCACACUCAGACAAAGAGAGAGACCACAGGAUAAGAUGGUUCAAAGUAAUGACCUAAACCUCACACAACUAACACUGUCAGCGAUUCUAUGGAAGCAAACGGGAUUUGCUUGGUGCUAUACAACCAAGUUGGAAGUAUAGCUCAACAUUUUCGAGACCUUAUGCCCAAAAACGUUCAAAGCAAAAUUCAAACUCGAAUAUAAAUAAAUUAGUAGGUUCUCCAUUAGGUGUCCGGUAAAUGUUUCCCACCUUCUCAGUUGAAUAAUUACGAACUGUUUGUACAGUAUGUUUGUGUUCCAAAAAUGCGUGUUAAGCAAGAAGGUUGACUUGUGAACCCUACCAGAUAACUGAUAAGUGCAGAACUAAUUAUUGUUAGUUUGUGUCAAUCUGCUCCGAUGGUAGAGAUCUUCAUACUUCAAAAUGAACAAGAAAGUGUUUGCAAUAUUCUUCAUCUUUUUGGUGAUUAAUUUUGUUCCAUCCGAAUGCACCGGUGUAUUCAUAAAGAUAAAGGAAGUUGCGAAAACGGUGUGGGAUUUUAUCACGUUCAAGAAUGCGAGAUCGGGAUCAGCCACAACCGCCGACCCUGUUUAUGACAUUGAUGUACGUCUCAACACUGAUAGUCCACCCGCGAUGACGUAGACUGAUCCAAUGCUUGUGUUGAUUAAAAAAAAAAUAAAUUUUCUUAUUUUCUUA
This is a messenger RNA of Photinus pyralis (common eastern firefly), 3313 nucleotides long. Its product is annotated as myogenesis-regulating glycosidase-like. Gene Ontology annotation, biological process: carbohydrate metabolic process. Lineage: Eukaryota; Metazoa; Arthropoda; Insecta; Coleoptera; Lampyridae. The record is from RefSeq and is a predicted model, not a curated record. The transcript is spliced from 11 exons. Gene Ontology annotation, molecular function: hydrolase activity, hydrolyzing O-glycosyl compounds. Bases 654 to 2618 code for a protein of 654 amino acids.